UUGAUCUUGCAUCCCUAUCAGUUAAAAAAAAAUUGAACUCAUACCCUAAAAGUAUAUUUACUUAUUAUAUGUUACAGAGGAUGGAAAUUGGCCAAUAAAAGUCUAGUCCUUAUGAAGAUGCCCAGGAUCCUCCACAUGGGGAUUUCACAUGAAGUCCCCAUGGGGAUUUCUGAGCACAUGCAAGAAUUUCUGGACUACUUACCACAUGAAGAAAAAGAACCAGAAUUAAGAAUGCUUACAUAGAGCGCCUAUUAGAUAAGGCAUCCCCUCUUCCUGAUACUGGAGUAAGGAUCCCAAGAGCUUAUAAGGGCUACAGGUCAAUUCUAUACAUGUACUCCUAUACAAAUAAUUAUUCACAUUAUAAAACACAAAAUCUCAAAAAAGAUGAGUUAAGGAUGAAAUAAUAUUUUAUUCUAGAGUAAUUAGGGAGUCACUGUGCUUGACUGAGUAAGAGAGUGAUGAUCAUACCCAAGCUUUAGGAAAAUCACAUUAGCAGAUGAGUGGAAGAUAGAUUGGAGUGCAGAAAGACUUAAGGAUGAGAGACCAAUUAAAGUUCUAAGGCAUCCUAUCACUUUUGACCUGACAUGGUGUAUAUCCUGGAUAUCUCUCAUUCAUCCCAGAGUUCCUUUCUAUUCAGUUGUCUCCUCCUCCUUCUCUAUCUCAUGGAGCUGAAUGCAGAAGAUGGAUUGGUGAUUGGUCAUAGAGAACCAAUUCUGGCCAUGGUUGGGGAGGAGGUGGAGUUUCCCUGCUACCUACCUUCCAAAUUGGAUGCAGAAGACAUGGAGAUACGUUUUUUCCGGAACAAAUUCUCUGAAAUUGUCUUUAUCUACCAAGAUAGACAGGAGCUAUUCAACAGACAAAUGGUAGAGUACCGGAACCGGGCACAAUUAAUAAAGGAUUACAUCCAGGAGGGGACUGUGGCCCUACGCCUUUUCCACAUUGUCCCUGCUGAUGAGGGUCAAUAUGGAUGCCUCUUUCAAUCCAAAGACUUCUCCAACAAUGCUACCUGGGAGCUGGAAGUUGCAGGACUAGGCUCAGAUCCACAUAUCUACUUUGAAGGUUUUGAAGAAGGAGGCAUCCAACUGAGAUGUAAUUCCGAAGGCUGGUACCCCAGACCCAAGGCAGCAUGGAAAGAUUAUCAAGGGCAACAACUACCCUCUCUAUCAGAAGCUAUAACCCAGGAUGCUCAGGGACUUUUCCACUUGGAAAUGUCUGUGGUGGUCAAAGAGGGAGCCCAUAGCAAUGUGGUUUGUUCCAUCCAGAAUACCCUCUUAGUCCAGAAGAAAGAAUUUACAGUUCAUAUAGCAGAUGUAUUUUUACCCAAAAAUUCUGCCUGGAGAGGAGCAUUCAUUGGAACGUUCAUGGGGCUAGCUAUCAUUCUAGUGCUCUUCAUGAUUCUGGCAUUCUAUUUCUUCCGGAAGCAACAGAGAUCCAAAGAAAAAUUGAAGAAAAAAUCAGAGAAGGAAAAAGGAAAAUUCACAGCUGAGCUGGGUAAGCUUCAGACAGAAAUUGACUGGAGAAGGGCAGAAGGACAGGCUGAGUGGAGAGCAGCCAGAAGAUAUGCAGUGAAUAUAACUCUGGAUUCGGAUACUGCUCAUCCCAGCCUUAAGGUCUCAGAAGAUGGCAAGAGUGUUAUCUAUUGUGAUAUAAAGCAGGACCUUCCAGAUGGCCCUAAGAGAUUUGAAGACCAACUUUGUGUCCUCGGUCAGGAGGGUUUCAUCUCAGGGAAGCACUACUGGGAGGUAGAGGUCGGGGAGAAAAGUAGGUGGUUCUUGGGGGUGUGUUACGACUCUGUGGAACGCAAAGGGACAGUAAAGCUAUGCCCUGGGACUGGUUACUGGGUGAUAGGGCUGUGGAAUGGCUGUGAGUAUUUUAUUUUCAAUCCUCACCGAGUAUCUCUAACAUUGAGAGUGCCCCCCAGGCAAAUAGGAAUCUUCUUGAACUAUGAAGCUGGAAAGGUUUCUUUCUUCAAUGUGACUGACAACUCCCACAUAUUCACCUUCACUGACAAAUUCUCUGGGACCCUUCGCCCCUAUUUUAGGCCCCGAUCUCAUGAUGGAGGAGAACGGAUCAUUCCUUUGACCAUCUGCCCAUUUCCUAACAAGGGUGAUAGAGUAGAUGCCAAAGAUGAUGAUGAUUGUGACACCUGGUUACAACCCUAUGAUUUAUCAGAGAGCACUGAAAGUGAGUAGUAAGGGUCCUUAAGAUCUGGGCAGGAUACUUUCUCAAAAUGUGCUAUCUAAACUUUGGGUAAAUCUCCAUUGUUUAAGUCUCCUAGAAAGCAGUAAAGCUUAUGUAAGCACAUAAAUACUCUAUAGUCAAUUCAGAAUUAUCUAUGAUCAUGGAAGACAGGAGAGCACAUAUUAACUGGAGGGCAUUCUUCACCUCAAUUUAGCUAAUACUUUAGGUACCAUCUUCUUCUAACUCUCCCAAAAUCUCUUUUAGUAGAGUUGCUCAUGGAUAAUUAAAACUUCUAUAUCCUUGUUCCCCACCUACUCCCAGACAUGCCCAUCCUCUGGUCAUAAGUCAUCACUAUGUCAAAAUAGCAGGAAACAAAAUGGAAAGAAAAGAGAGAGGUAUGAAUAUUCAUGUUAUAAUCACUCUCUUAAAUACUCUUAAUGAAUCAAAAAGGAACUGAUCAUUCAUAAGCAACUAUCUUAUAGGAACAAAAUGGUUAUUACUUACAUAACAUAUUGUGGAUUUAUUUUUAAAAGAAUGUCUAUUGCUAAAUGCUUGGUAAUAA
Messenger RNA from Phascolarctos cinereus (koala), 2743 nucleotides. Lineage: Eukaryota; Metazoa; Chordata; Mammalia; Diprotodontia; Phascolarctidae. The record is from RefSeq and is a predicted model, not a curated record.